Molecule: messenger RNA, 978 nt
Organism: Saccostrea cuccullata (small rock oyster)
Lineage: Eukaryota; Metazoa; Mollusca; Bivalvia; Ostreida; Ostreidae
Exons: 3
Coding region: 1-978 (325 amino acids)
Source: RefSeq, a predicted model, not a curated record
AUGGACUGUGAAUACACAAACCCCGAUGAUCUCCUGAUAGACGCUAUAAUAGCAGGAAUCAGACAUGUGAAGCCGCAUGAAACCAGUUCUUUAGAUGAAGGAGUACUUCACAUAUACAGUGCACAAGAUGACAGUUCUGUGGCUAAUGACAAAUGGGUAGUCAAAGCAACCAUCAACAAGCCUGUGAAAUUCAGAAAAGACACCGGGGAAAAGUCUUCAAUUAUCGUGAAAUCAGUGUUCGACUUGGAUCUCACGCACAGACUCGCAAGAGAUACAGAAACUGGAUACGGGGAUCGAUUAUCAACCAAUGUUCAAAUGUUCAAAGAUUUUCCUGAGCUCAUUAAAACUUCAGGAACCCUGCCUGGAGAACACAACAUUGAAAUAGAUCCAGAUGCCGAAGAAGUUAUUCAUGCACCCCGUAGACAGCCAGCAUCACUGAAACCAAAGAUCAUAGAUAAGCUUAAGGAAAUGGAACAGAAUGACUACAUUACAAAAGUAAAUACUCCAACUGAAUGGGUCAGUUCGAUGGUCGUUUCUCUGAGGAACGAUAAGAUUCGCAUCUGUUUGGACCAGUCCGACCUGAACAAAGUCGUCAAGAGAGCUCAUCACCCCAUGAAAACAGUCGAGGAUAUUGUUUCAAAUAUACCAAAUGCACGUGUUUUCUCCAAGGUAGACGCAAAGUCAGGAUUCCUCCAAAUUAAGCUGAAUGAGAAAUUUUCAUACCUAACAACCUUCAUUACUCCAAUAGGAAGGUACAGAUGUUUUUGUCUUCCAUUUGGCAUUAAAUUCAUUCCUGAAAUCUUUCAGCAUAUCAUGGAUCAGAUGCUCGAAGGGAUAGAUGGUGCAGCAGCAGUGAUGGAUGACAUACUUAUUGGAGGAAGAGAUGUAGAACAGCAUGACCAGAUAUUCAGAAAGGUCACUGAGAGAGCUUCACAGUAUAAUCUGAAGCUUAACUAUGACAAAUGCGAAAUCAGAUAG